Molecule: messenger RNA, 347 nt
Organism: Rubroshorea leprosula
Lineage: Eukaryota; Viridiplantae; Streptophyta; Magnoliopsida; Malvales; Dipterocarpaceae
Source: the annotation of a GenBank genome assembly
AUAUCAUUUUCAUCUCUAUACCUAUCUGGUUCAUCAUAGGUUCAUGGCGCCUACGGCUGCAAUGCUGAUCCUCUCCCAUCACAAUAAACCUUCUUUAGCUUCUUCUCCACCGUUGGUAUCGGUUGCAGCAGCAUCUAUUGAGAUGAAGGCCUCUGCAAAUAAGAUGGUUUUGCAAAAGAUAUCUGGGGUUGAUAGCAAAGGGCCAACAAUGGAAGCUACUGAUUCUGCAUUGGAAAAGAGGUUCCGUGAAGCUCUUGAACUUAGCUGCUGGUAGAGGCUGAUGUAUGUGACUUCAUCCUCCUGCUGUUAUUAGGGUUAGGUUGCUAGAAUAGAAAGUUGCUUGUAAA